Racocetra persica is the source of this 806-nucleotide messenger RNA. The record is from the annotation of a GenBank genome assembly. Lineage: Eukaryota; Fungi; Glomeromycota; Glomeromycetes; Diversisporales; Gigasporaceae.
GAUGGUUCGAUAAGGAAAAAUUACGAGAAUUAGAAAAAAAAUUAUUGCAGGGUCAUGCUGGAAGGCUGCAGAGCGUAAAAUUUAAUUAUGAAGCACUUAUAGCCCAGUGGAUAGAGCGCUUGUUUGCGGAGCAAGAGGCCGGAGGUUCGAUUCCUCCUAAUUUUUGGUUAGGAAGGAUAACUACCCAAAGCCAAUCGUCAACCUCCCAAAAUAAUCAAUCACCCAGCGAUAAUUCCGAAGUCCAAGCCUUAAAAUCGCAACUAAAAGAAGUCAAAAAUCAACUAAAAAAUUUAACCAACGAGCCUCAGAAAAAUCAAUUAGAGGACAAAAUAACGGCACUAGAAAAUAAGGUAAAAGAACUGACUAACCCGGAUAAAUCAACUAUCCGGCAAUUAGAGAAGGAAAUUAAAGAAAUUAAGGAGAAAUUAGAAAAUACGAAACCCGACGAUAAUCCCUCCCCUACUGAUAAUAAUCAACUACAAUUUAAAGUCUAUUAUUUUGGAAAAGUAGGAGAAAAUCAUAUGUGGCCUGAUGUAGACACUGAAAAUAGCAACAAAAUUAUUCUUAUUGACAAAGAAAACAUCAUCUUUCCUAAUGAUGAGUUAACGCAAAAAGGACAAAAUUAUACUAUUACCUUUUUGCCCCAAAAUGCCGAGAAAUUUCACAAUCAAAGUCAUGUUUAUUAUUUUAGCAAACAUAAUGACAAGUUUAAUUUAGCACCAGUUUUUACUCCAUCUAACGAAAAAAAAGAAAUCAAGGUCGAAUUUUUUGGUGAUUCUCUGGAAAAGGGCGGAUAUGGCAAAUGA